Molecule: messenger RNA, 7305 nt
Organism: Episyrphus balteatus (marmalade hoverfly)
Lineage: Eukaryota; Metazoa; Arthropoda; Insecta; Diptera; Syrphidae
Product: nuclear factor related to kappa-B-binding protein
Exons: 6
Coding region: 932-6661 (1909 amino acids)
Cellular component (GO): Ino80 complex
Molecular function (GO): protease binding
Source: RefSeq, a predicted model, not a curated record
CAGAAAAUUUUGUCUCGAAAGCUUUUUGGUACCUACUUUUUCACAAUUUUUCUUUCCCCAACUCCUUAAAAUUUGACAGGUUUCAUAAAUUUUUGUCCAAAACGAACCCAAACAGAUCGAUAGUGUGUAGCGUGCCUUAGUCGUCGAUAACACAGUUUCUCCCAAAUCCAAUACACAAACCUCUCAACAUUAAAUUGUCACUAUGCACUGCUACCAACCAACACAACACAAAAAUCAAACCUUAAAAAAAAGAAACGCUAAAUGGCAAGAAGAAAUAAAAUCGAACACCGAAAAAAUGUACGCAAGUAGAGGAGAAGGAAAUAAAAUUUUUGUGUCAUGCCUCGUUCGCUACGCGAACAAAAAAACUACAGUACAUCGUAAUUGAAAAUAUUUAUUGAAAAACCCCAAGUGUUCUCGUUUUAAAGCAAAAUCUAAACGAAUAAAUAAUCAAGUAUUCUACAGAAAAACGCGGAAACAUACCGAAAAGUUUGUUUUGACAUUUGCCCCUCGAAAACAUUUGACAGGACCCCAUUGCCCCCCUCAAAAUAUAUAAAUUUGUAUCUUGGCUCGGGUGAACUUCUUGGCGAGGCGAGCAAGCAGCAAAUUGAAAAGAUAUUUUGCGACAGCCAUCCGACGAAAAAAAAACUUAACUGAGAAAAAGAAAAUGUGCUCCAACGAGACAAGUCAUUAGGAAUAGUUUAUAAAUUGGUUGCGUUGUUAGGUAACUAAGGAAAUCUCUGGAAUUUGGUCAAGACCUGGGAGAAGUCAGUGGCGGGUAAUUGCUUAAGUGUUUUUUUUUAGUACGUUUUAUUGGCAAAACCAGCAAUUUAUGAAUUAAACUUUGUGUGCUAGUUGUUACAAUUUAUAAGUUCUAAUUAGAGAGGCUUGCGGGCGGAUAAUGUGUACAUGAGAUUGUCCUAUAUAACGAAGAAUGGACACAACAGCUAAUACACUAGAGGAGGCAAGCUCCGAGAGUGAAUACAGUGAUUCAUAUGAAGGCGAGAGUAAUUCGGACUCGGCUGGCGCCGCAACUACAUCGUCAGGGGAUGAAGAUGAAGAUAACGGAGAUGGUGAGGAGGAUGAGGAGGACUACUCUCCUCCAGAGGACUCGAUUGAGAUAGCACGCAUCACUAAAAACACUUUGCUACAUCUGCCAAAAGGAUUGUGUGAAAAUGCGGCAGUAUUUCAAGAGUUUUUCUCUAUGGAAACAUGGCGAAUGCUACCGGCCAACUAUCAGGCCUAUCUCAAGAACAAAUUCAUUCCCCAUUUUUCAGAAAAUAAUGAAAAAGAGCAAGAACGUACUCUGGAAAUGUUAUUUAACAAUGAACUGAAUCGAUUUCAAUCAUCUCCUCUGAUUGAUUUACAGCGAAAUCUCGAAGAGGGAAAUUUUCGCCCCGAUGUUCUUCGAUUGCGGGAAAGCAUUGCCAAAUCGCGGCGACGAGAACGCCGUUUCCAAGAAUAUGAACGUAUCAGCCAUAUGGCUAAGAAUAUGCUGGUUUCUAGAGAACGAUUGGUGCGUAAGGCGUACGAAACACCUGAAGGAGCAGACCUACGAGUUGAGAAAGUGUUAAAGAAGACCCCACAACUAGGGAAAGGAGUGUGUGCGGUAAGAGCGCGCAAAAGAUUCUAUUCGGAAAUUAGACAGUUAAGAAGUCAAGUAGGCAUAACUGAGCUUAGCGAAGAUGACAUGGAAGAUGAACCUUUACCAGAUGUAAGAAGCGAUGAUGCAGAACCAAGAGUUAAGAUGGAAGUUGAUCAAGCAAAAGAGGCUAAAAUAUUAGGCACCUUGCAUCGCUACAAAAAACUCAAUAAAUUGGAUCCCGUUGAGAUUCUCUGCGAUGAGAAUUUUAAGAAAGUCCUUUUCGAGCAUAAAUGCAGGAAGCUAGAAGACCCAGACCGUCCCGAGUUCGAGACAAAUGAUAUUCGUCUUAGAGAUGUGUAUGCUAGAACACAAAUGACUGGAAGCUAUAAGCGUGUUUUUGCCUCAGGCAAAACACCUGGCCGUAAGCCAAAAGCGAAACUUCUUCAAGAGAAGACUGAAAAAGCGCCUUUAGAAGAAAAGAUUGAAGUAAAAGAAGAACUUCCCACAUCUCCAGCACCGUUGGUCACGCCUCCAAACCACCAUCUUUCACAAAUCCAAACAGCACCAGAUAGGAUUUAUGUGGAGCAGCCAAUCCACCAGCAACAUAACGUUGCCAUAGCCCCGCCUCAAGAACUUGAACAAAAAACCGUAGAGCAACCACCAUCUCAAGAUUCGGAAGAGGAUGAAGUUGUCAAUGUUGAAACAAUAGAAACAACAUCUAUGUGCCAACUACCCAGCAUCAAUGGCUCUGACUUCGUUCACUCUGAAGAAGUCAUUAUUCCAAUGACAGAGAUUAAGGCAGAAGAUCCUCCAGAGUCGACUAUUCCUUCACCACCUAAACUCACUUCUUACCAUGGAAAAAUCAAGAUAGCCACUUUUUCUGAUCUGAAAGGAAUCGACGUAAUGAAUAUUCCAAUGGAUAUGGAUGACUCUUGUCUAAGUGAGGCGGAUUUUAAUUCACAUCCUGAACCAAUCAUCUCUCAGGUGCAGCAACCAGUUGCAUCGGUCAACACAAUCAAGAGUUUUGUAGCUGCAUCGAGUCCUGAACUAAUGCAAGAAACACACGCCUGUUUCUUAUCGCUUAUUAGAGAUAUCUUCUGUUCGACGCCAAAUCAUCGCAUGAAGCUUGAUGAUUUGCGGGAAAAGAUUCAUGCGUGGCUGUCAAAUCCUAUUACUGCAUUGAACGAUUGGUACUGUUUGGCUGAAAAUUGGUCCUCACUGGUCACGUCGGCAAUCAAUUUUCUAGCUGGUGAUUUUAGUGAUCAACCGGAAGAGUAUGUACCAUAUAUUGAAUACAAAUCACAGUUAAAUAUAUACCAAUGGAUUGGAGCAAGUCGAGACUCAGACACGCAUCUUGUACAGUUAUGCAACUAUUGGAUGUCACGUAAACAUGAAAUGACACACAAACCCAUUCAAAAGGCCGACAUGACGCCGAGGAAGUCAAUAGAUUUCGAUGAGAAUGGCUCCAACGAAAUAGCGGCAUCUCCUCCAUUGCCGAGAUGUCCCACCCAAUGGGCAGUGCAACCUUCGAGUACUGAGGAAAUGUUAGAAUUUCAACGCCAAGAAAGAGAACGCUUUGAAAACCCACACCGAUCGUUUACAUAUCGAAUGCAUGGGUAUGAAAGUGUUGUUGGCCCAGUUAAAGGAAUAUAUACCCAAAUCUUUGCGUUAACAAAAGCUCGUGGUCAUAGUAUGAUGAUUGGCGACCGCCCAAGUUUUGUAACUAUUCUCACUUUGGUAAGAGAUGCAACUGCCCGUCUUCCCAAUGGAGAAGGUACCAGGGCUGAUAUAUCCGAACUACUUAAAUGCUCGCAAUAUAUAAACCGCGAAGCUCCGGAAAAUGUUCUCCAGACUAUUGUGAGUGGGGCUCUAGACCGUAUGCAUACUGAACAUGAUCCUUGUGUGAGAUACGAUACUAAGAAAAAAAUUUGGAUUUAUCUACAUCGAAAUAGAUCGGAAGAAGAAUUCGAAAGAAUGCAUCAGCAGUACCAAGGCAUUGGAAAACACAAAAAGCCAGCGAAUCGUAAAGUUAAAGCAAAAAUUAUUAUUAAGGAAAAUGUUUCUAUUGCCAGUCCUACUGCCCCAUCGUCAUCUCUGCCAGUUUUGAUGCCUUCUAAUCCAAUAAUUAUCAAUAGUUCAUCUAAUGCACAAAAGAACACUCAGUCACAGUCCCUGAAAACGGUAUUAAAACCUGAAUUAAUAUCAGAAGAUAAGAUUGAGGUGAUGGAAACACAAGAAAUAUCAACUCUAGAUGAUGCGUUGUCUCCUGGAGCAGUGCCUCAAGUGCAACCACAACAGCAGCAGCAACAAAGACAACAGACGCAGUUUAUUUCUCAGAAAAUGUUCGCAGCAACGACCAGCUCGACCCCCUCACAACAACAACAGCAACAAACUAAAAAAACAAGUCCUACGCCGAUAAUUGUUGCUACUCCCACUGGUAUUCAAACAGUGCAUGUUUCUGCCGCCAAUAACCCAACGUUAAUUACAAUUCCCACCAGUUCAACAUGUUCUACAAGCCCAGAAAAUAAACAGCCGGUACCAAACCCCACCAUUGUAUUCCCAGCAACGCAGCAGAUAAUCACAACAAACCAACAGUCACAACAGCAACAAAUAUCCGUGGCAAAUAAGAAAAUCUCACUCAGUAAACCAAUUAUUAUUAAUCAAGCAGUUGCUACAGGUCAGCAGCAGAUUCGACCACAACAGCAACAGCAGCCCCACCAACAACAACAAGGUUUCAUAAUUCCCAUCAACAUUAACAAUUCUGAACAGUUCAAGGUGAUGGGGAAUUCCAUUCUACUAACAGACCAACAAAAAUCGAACGUAAAUCCUACAACAACAACAACUUUCAUGCAACAACAAUCACCAAAGAAUAUAGUACGUUUGGCCGGUGGUAAGUCACUGCUAUCACCCCAGUUAAACAAAGUUCAGACGCAAAGUGUACAAAAGGUGCCAACAAUCACAACAACUGCCGUUCGGCCGCAGUUACAGAAAACUAUUGGUGGGAUAUCAUUGAUCAAUAAUGCCACCGUUGGAGGAGUAAGAAUGUCCUCACAGGCUCUAACGAACCUUCAGCAGAAACAAAUUAUUCAGAGUUUUCUCAAUCAGCAGGGCAAUAAGCAACGACUUGUAAUUGGGAAUUUAGGAACUGUAAUUCCACAGCAACAGCAGCAGCAAUUACUACAAAAUAAGAACGUUAUAAUUCAACAAACUUCUCAGGCACAGAAACUAGUUAAUGCUACCACACCCACAGUUGUACCUUCAACUGCAACUAAUACAGGCACUGGCACAAUAAUCUCAACUUCGACACAAGGAGGCAAUAUUAUUGGAUCACCGAUUUUUCAAAUUCAUUCGGCGCCUACAACACCUGGCGGAACGACAAAGAUUCAGACGAUUAGUGCAAGCAGCUUGACGCCACAACAACAGCAAAAUCUUUUACAAAACUUAAAACAGCCGCAGUUUAAGUCGGUGCAAGGUUGUCAAUUGGUUUCAACACAACAGCAGUCGCUGAUAAUUAAACAGCAACCAAUUUUCUCAACACAGCAGCAGCAACAACAACAGAAUACAUCGCAACAACAAAAAAAUUUAAACACAAAUCAACAACAGCAGAUAUCAACGGGUACAAUGACUGCUGUUAGUGUGGGUUCAGCAUCUCCCAAGGCAGUUGUUGUAAGUGGCGUUGGCAACAUCAUUACCACGGCGCCUUCCAAUAUCACGCAGAAUAUUAUAAAACAUCCGACAUUGCAACUCCAGCAAAAUCUUGGAAAACCAAUUACUGUCGUGUCACAACCACAGAAUAUAACUCGUCUAAUAAAAUCAGGUAAUGUUCAGAAUCAAAUUAUAUCCCGUGCUGGCCUCAGAGCUCAAUCAGUGAACCCUGUAAUGGCGAAAGUUCUUACCAACACAUCAGGUCAAAUAAUCUCCCUAGAAAGCCUCCUUCAAAAGCAAGGAGCAACUCUCCGGGUAACCAAUGCGAAACCUUCACAAACUACGAACCUUAUUCAACUGGCUGGUACUGCUGGCUCGCAAAUUACACAGUAUGCUGUUGUUUCACAAGGAAGGAAUCUAUUUUCUAUGAGUGGGCAACAGCAACCUGCGCGUCUGAUCAGUACGCAAGCAUCUUCAAGCACCGUUUCUACAACAACCACACCUGCUAGCCCCGCUAGCAAACCCGUUGUAAGUUCAACACCUGCUAAACUCAUCUCCACCAACCAAAUCACCGCACAGCAAUUGGUGAAUGCCAAAUUUCUAAGCAAAGGCUCGAAUGUGGCUACAACAUCUGCCGGAGGCAUUCGAAUGAUCAAUACUCAGAACUUUAAUAUAGCCAAUAUUCAGGGCAAACCAGUUAUUAUUGCCAGCAAACAAGGAGGAGCAAAUAUAAAUCAGCAGCAACUAGGACAUCAGCAAGCAGCUGGAACUGGCACCAGUGUAGUAAUCGGAGGACAAACUCUAAAGCUGCAGGGCAAUGUCAUUUCAACCUCUAACGUUCAGCUGAUCAACAAGGCAAUAUCUUCAGUUGCAUCUUCUGCUACAACAUCGACCGUUAUGAUGGGCAAUCAAAUUCUAAAAGUUCAGCAAUCCACUCCGCUGAAGCAGGGUGCAGUUGCUGCAACGACGACUCCUUUAACUACUAUUGCUAGUACUAACACCGGCACGGUUGUUGUAAAUAGCAAUUCAGUUUUAAAUCAUCAGAAUAUGCCUACAAAAACAGUCGUACUAGGCUCCACAGGGCAAGCCAUUCGGGUUCAAACGCCAAGCCAAAUGCAUGGAGUCAAUGUUAGCGGUUCAGUUGGUGGACUUAAAAACGUAACAUCUACAAGUAUAGCACAGGGCACCACGAUGAAGUCAUCGGCUAAUCGUGUAGUUUUAGCAGUGCAGGGUGGUGGUCAAAUAUUUCUUUCCCCCAAUUUUCAGGGUGGGGCGAUAAAUCUUAAGUCCUUACAAGGCAUGAAGGUUGUUUCCCUGGCUCAACAGCCACACCUGCAACAGCAGUCGUCGCAACCUCAACAAAUUCAGCAGCAAACUCAAACUACACCCCAACAACAGCAACAACAAGGAAAAAGUAAAAGUCUGCCAAAAUGAGCCACGCUCUUUCCUCAUAUUAUAACAGGGGUUAGAUAUGUUAUCAAAAAAAAUCCAGAUUUCUGAUUGCUUAAUCCAAUGCAAGGCAAUGGUUUGUAAAUACAAAUUAAAAAAAAAGUAAAAAAUACCUUUUUCAUCCACACAAUUUAAAUAUAUUUGCAAUCGUAAAGGUUUUCAAAAAAUACUUUUCAGAUUGUGUUAAAAAUUUAUUUUUAAAAUAAUUAUUACUUAAAAAACGCAAUGAAAAUAAAAAAAAGAAUACACACACACAAAAUAAUUGUAGAAAAUGUUGAUUUAGUUAUAGGAGAAUUUUAAACAUUUGAAUAGCUUUAAGUUUGUGAAUAUGUUUCAUUUUUAGAUAAGGAUUACACACUUUGAUAAAUAUAUUAUAUAAAAUAUUAAAUAUAGUUCUUAGAGAAGCAUUGAGAGUAAGCGAGAGUGAGAUAUGUAAAUGGUAAAAUCUUAAAUAUAUUAAAAAAAAACCUAACAAACUAUGUAAAAUAAAAAAUAACAAAAUAAAAGCCUAGUUUUAUGAAACCAAAAAAUUCAAAAUAAAUAAAAAUAAAACUACACAAAGUUUUAUACAAGUUAUUUUUUUACGAAAAAGUACAGUACCUGCUAAUCGGACCACCUCCUUUUCGGAC